AUGGCCUCAGGUUUCUGCAAGAGCCGACCACUGGACUUGGUGUUUAUCAUCGAUAGUUCUCGUAGUGUACGGCCCUUGGAGUUCACCAAAGUGAAAACCUUUGUCUCCCGGAUAAUCGACAACCUGGACAUCGGGGCAGCGGACACGCGGGUGGCAGUGGUGAACUACGCCAGCACCGUGAACAUCGAGUUCCAUCUCCAGACCCACUUGGACAAGAAAUCCCUGAAACAGGCCGUGGGGCGAAUCACGCCCUUGUCCACAGGCACCAUGUCGGGCCUGGCCAUCCAAACAGCCAUGGAGAAAGCCUUCACAGUGGAGGCUGGAGCCCGGGGACCCAGCUCGAACAUCCCGAAGGUAGCCAUCAUCGUGACCGAUGGGCGGCCCCAGGACCAGGUGAACGAGGUGGCGGCUCGGGCGCGGGCGUCCGGCAUUGAGCUCUAUGCGGUGGGUGUGGACCGGGCGGACAGGGAAUCGCUCAGGAUGAUUGCCAGCGAACCCCUGGACGAGCACGUGUUCUACGUGGAGACCUACGGGGUCAUCGAGAAACUUUCCUCUAGGUUCCAGGAAACCUUUUGCGCAGUGGACCCGUGCAUGCUUGGCACACAUGGGUGCCAGCACGUGUGUGUCAGUGACGGGGACGGCAAGCACCACUGUGAGUGCAGCCAAGGGUACGCCUUGAAUGCCGAUAAGAAGACCUGUUCAGCCAUCGAUAAGUGUGCUCUGAACACUCAUGGAUGUGAGCACAUCUGUGUGAACGACAGAGCUGGCUCUUACCACUGUGAGUGCCACGAAGGUUACACUUUGAAGGAAGACAGGAAAGCGUGUGCAGCUCAAGAUCAAUGUGCUUUAGGGACACAUGGCUGUCAGCACAUUUGUGUGAAUGACAGAGCUGGGUCCCAUCACUGUGAAUGCUACGAGGGCUACACCCUGAGUCAAGAUAACAAAACCUGCUCAGUUCUUGACAAGUGUGCUCUGGGCUCUCACGGUUGCCAGCACAUUUGUGUGAGUGAUGGGGCCGCGUCCUACCACUGCAAUUGUCAUACUGGCUUCACCCUGAAUGAAGACAAGAAGACGUGUUCAGCCGUUCAAGAAGCAGCAAGACUCACCUCCAUAAGAGAUGCUUGUGGGUGCGAAGCCACACUGACAUUCCAGAACAAGGUCAUCUCGUAUCUGCAGAGACUGAACACCAAGAUUGAUGACAUUUUGGAGAAGUUGCAAGCAAAUGAAUAUGGACAAAUACAUCAUUAAGCUGCUCAAAAUUUUCACCCUGGCCAGUGUGGCUCAGUUGGUUGAGCAUCAUCCAAUCCACCAAAAGGUCGCCGGUUCGA
Messenger RNA from Myotis brandtii (Brandt's bat), 1328 nucleotides. RefSeq names its product matrilin 3 (gene MATN3). The record is from RefSeq and is a predicted model, not a curated record. The transcript has 8 exons. Lineage: Eukaryota; Metazoa; Chordata; Mammalia; Chiroptera; Vespertilionidae. Gene Ontology annotation, molecular function: calcium ion binding. The coding region runs from base 1 to 1248 and encodes 415 amino acids.